CAGUGCUCCUGGUCUGCCAAACUGGCUGCUAACAGCUGAACAUACUGAGGACUGACUGAGCACAAUAUAGCACCAAGCCACUGUGUGUGUGUGUGUGUGUGUGUCUGUCUGUGAGAGAGAGAGAGAGAGAGAGAGAGAGAGAGAGAGAGAGAGAGAGAGAGCAACAACAGCACCGUCAAGGAGACGCAGAAAUACUCUUCCCCCCCAAAUCCCAAACUCUGCAGAGAGAGAGAAGAGAAAGAAGCAGCAGAGACAAACAAAAGCAUUCUUGGCUUUCAGUUUAAAAGGAGAAGAAGAAGAAGAAAGUGAACAAUAGGUCCGGCGAGAUCAUUUACUUGAGAUACAAAUUCAAGGAGAAAGGCGUGACAGGACUCGGGACUCGGGCUCAUCAUCCCCUAAAACGGCUCCAGGUCCAGAGUGAGGAUUGUAGCGCAGCACUGCAUGAAGGAUACAUACAUCUGGGAGAAGAAACAAGCUGCAACAGGAUGAGAGCGACUAUGAGGAUCACGUGGCUGCUGCUGUCUCUCAGCUUCCUCUUUCAUAGCGUUUGUUCAGAGGAAGGUCAGUCAGAUACUUCUGUGUCGAAGAGUGUGACAGCUGGAACACCUACGCCAAAUGGAGGUGAUCCACCCAUGCCUAGUACAUCUAAUGAUGGUAAUACUAUUGGAACCCCUACAGUUCUAACUCUGACAACUGGCAAGACCAGUGAAACUACACAAACACCAACACCCGCAAAAUCAACGGCUGUGGUCACCACCGUUGAUAGCUCAUCGGUUGCUGCAUCCGAGGCCACAAACGCCUCAGUUGCACAGCAGUCACAAGCAGCCACCACAGACAAACCAGCAGUACUUACCAUCACCACUACUGACUCUACCCCUACUCGAAAGCAAGAUCCCAUUCCUACAGUUGAUACCUUAAACCAACCCCAGCUGACCACAGCUGAAACAUCCCAGCUGACCCCAGCUGCAACAUCCCAGCUGACCCCAGUUGCAACAUCAUCCAGCAAAAGCGGUGUAGAGGUAUCUGACAAUCCUGACGCUGUACAGACAUCUGAAGCUUCUGGAUCCACUAAGCCAUCUGGGACUGAGGUGCCUGUCACUGUGCAACAACCGACAACAAUGAUCACAAAGACCCCUGCAGGCGGUGCAGCGGGGCAACAGUCCCUGGCUCACACCACCAGCACUUCUGAGACAAAUCAAGACGACAGCGAAGGAGGCAUCCAGAAUAAAACUGGGACAGCCACAAGCCCUGUACAGACAGCAUCGAGCGCCCCUUCUCCAGCUGGGAACCCAGGAACGACCAGUACCCCCUCCAUACUGACCACGGCUGGACCUUCUGUAACAGGUUCCUCAGACACCAAAACUGGAACUACGUCCCUGCAAACCACCCCCACCCCCACCAAAGCUACCACCCCACCAUCCACCACCAUCACCACAGCUUCCACCACCACCACAGCCACAACAGCUCCAAAGACGUUUAAGUAUUCCCUGAACAACGGACAUGAGAAUAAGGAGGAGAAAGAGCUGGUGGAGCUGUGCAAAUGGCUGCUGGUCAACUUGCAAGAUGGAAACUGCAGCCUGACGUGGAGGGACAGCAAUGGCACCAAGAAGUUUGAGGAUGUGAAGAUAACGGGGAUAGUGAAAGGCGAAUUGGUAUCCCAGCAUUAUGAAGACAUCGUCAAGGUAAAGAAACCGGCGGAUAACAAAACCCUGAUAGCCAUCCUGGCCUCUUGCGGAGCUCUGCUGAUCAUGAUCGUCAUCCUCGCUGUUUGUGCCUCCCACCACCGCAAGCCGUACAAUGAGAACCAGCAACACCUGACAGAUGAGCUGCACACGGUGGAGAACGGUUACCACGACAACCCCACGCUGGAGGUGAUGGAGGCGCAGCCGGAGAUGCAGGAGAAGAAGAUGGUGCUGAAUGGAGAGUUCAACGACAGCUGGAUUGUCCCUAUGGACAACCUGCUGAAGGAGGACAUGCCUGACGAGGAGGACACUCACCUGUAGAGACGAUCAGGGACGGAGGAGAAGAAGACAGUGGCGGGGCCCGGCUCUCACCGUAAAACAAAGAAAAGAAUCCACACUUCCUGCUCCAUGCCGGCCCCACUCACUCACCUUAUACUCCUGACCUUAGGAUUCUGUAGCUGGCGAAGACCUCCCCACAAAGAAAUACACCCUAUAGAACAAACAAGCUCCCUUUCUGCUGCACGCUGGUAUGAAAAAGUCAGAAAGAAUGAAUGACAUUGGGGAUGAAUGACACAAGAAAAAGGUGGCCUUAGGAAGAUUUGCUUCAAGUCCACUAAAUCAAUCACUGUUGUGCCUAUACCGCGUUUUAUAUAUACAUAUUUGAAGUGUGACUUCCUACAGAGCACAGUUAGACAUUUCUCACACUAAAAACUCAGAAAGUGCCCAAAAUCCCAAGAGGAUUGUGCCUUCUCUCUGAUUUGUACACAAGCACCUGUAAAUAGAGUACCAUAAUGUUAUUUUACAUAAAAUGAGAAAGAGCCAGGUGACGAUGCUCACCGAUCACUUUGCUCUGAAGGCCUGAUAGGAAGGACAUCAGAGAGGUAACAGCAACGUCAACUGCCUCGGCUGUUCUAAAGUUACUAACUUAGAUAGAUGACCUCAGGAUACUUCAGUGAAUCCUGGUGAUUUUCCACGAGGGCCUUUUGGCUACGAGGGAGCUGCCAGUAACUAGUGCAACUGAGCAUUAAACCUGGUCAUGAACAAAGGGAAUGUCCACAAAGACCCUGCUCCAGGCAGAUCGGUCUAUAGUAAUAAAACGUAUGGAGGGUUUUAAUCUGAAAUGCUCAUAUUGACUCAAAUUUGGAUGGAAAGCCCAAGGGGGCAUAAAACAAGUAUAUUUUUUUCAUAGCGUUUUAGUGUUGCCUCUUGAUAUGUGUUUUCAUGUGAUUUUAUUGCAGUCAAGGGAAAAGCGCCGCCAAAUGUUGUCAUUUGAAAAGAAGUCUUCCCGUCCCCCUUUGGCUUUCAUACUUGGAGGCUCAUGCUCAGAAUUCUUAAAGGAAAAAUCAACUAGUCACAUAUUUUGGUGAGCUUUUCCAUCCAACAUUAAAAAAAAAAACACAUAAAGCCCAGUUAUUUAAAAUGCCUCAUUUUGAUCACUCCACAUGUCAUCUUUUAGUGUUUCCAUUAUAUGUCAAGGUGAAACUGGAUGGCAUCCAUCGUGUUUGCCUCCAAUAAUCCCAUGUUGCAAAGGAAAACGGUGUACACAUAGGGAAAGUUAAAAUAGGUCAACUGUUAACCAGCGGUCCUCUACUUUAAAGUGAUUUGUGAGCUCGACAUAUGCAAAGAUUGCAAAUAGUGGCCACCUCAUGUGUAAAAAUUUAUCUUACAUGUCUUUAUGUUAAUUAAAUGGUAACACUACAGUGUCAAGGCCUGACAGUCCGCUUCAAUUCAACCUAGCCUGAUCACCGUUGGUACCCGUUUUAAUCUCGUCUCAGCUGCACAGUGGCAGGUUUCUAUCCCUAUGUGUUACCACACAGCAGCUGGAGAAGUCUGCCCCCUAUAAAAAACAUUUUAUUUCACAAGAUUAUUAGGUAUAAAAUUGUGCUCGCUCAUACCAGCUACCUAAAUACACCUGCUUAUUUCAUUCAAGAUCCACACAUUAUUCCCUGAGAAAUUAAUGAAAUGUCAAAAAUAAUUUCAUAAGGCUAAAGAAAAUGAGGGAAAUAAAAUCCUGGAUCCACCCACUUUUUCUGGAUCAGCACCAACACUUGAUGGAGUCUGUCUUGGACUGAGACCCAUCCUCUAAUCAAACUUCGUGGAAAUCGGUUCAGUAGUUUUUGUGUAAUCCUGCUGAGAAACCAACAAAUAAACAAACAGACGAGGGAGAGAUGCUAACUUCCCGGGCUGAAGUAAUAACAUAUCCUUGAAGAGUAUGGGAUGUUCCUGCUUCUGUCUCGCCCAGUCUGUUGUGACCAGCAGCUGAUGGUUUUAUAACAUAAGUAAAACAGCAACUAAAUGCUGUCCAAGUCACCAGGAGAUGUGUCCUUUUUGUGGUCAACUUCAUCUCACUCUCAGCGAGUCACUUACUGGACUGUCUAUAUAGCAACAUACUCAAGGGAAUCUUGGGAAAUGAAGGAAACCAGAAUGGUUCAUUACCCUGUAAUUACCACCACUGCAAUUUUGUGCAAAAUGUCUCAUAUCUUAAACUGUGACGGACCUUCACAACAGAGUUUUCCUCUGUGGUCCAUAUUAGUUUGGCUAAGCUGUCUGGUUGCACUAUUGGACUGGACAAUGCAAUUAUUAUUAUUGUUAUUAUUAUUAUUAUUAUUAUUAUUAUUAUUAUUAUAGGACUGAUGAUAAAAACACUAAAACAACACAGGUUGUAAUAACAUGGAGUCAUCCUUAACUACUUCUGCUUCCAUUUGUCUUAUUGGAUGUUACGAUCAUGUAUUCUUAUGAGUCAAGCUGCGAAACGAGUAGAUAGUUUCCAGUUUAUCAGGACCACAGUGUGUAUACUUAUACUCUUAUUCUGACAACUGCGUCAAGUGACUGUGACUUGGGGAAAAAGGCACAGGAAUUCUCCACAGUUAGAUGCUGGUAAUAAUGCUGGACAGAUGCUGACCUUGGCUUUUAAAGCUGAUGUUGCUGAAGAGGGAUACAUCAUUAAAUCACUUGGUGCACCUCUAAAGCAAAACACUGUAAAUAGUUGUUUUUGUCACUGAUGCUGGAGGGGUGGAGUCAUCUAACAUGUCUUGACCUGAUAUUUAAACCCUCCCAGCAGAGCCUGAGCACGUUUCUUUUUCCUCUUCCAUUUUGGAUUUUGUUCAGUUUUAUAUUUUACUCCCCUUUAAGCCAAUUAAGAAGAUAAUAUAUAUUUACCUAUAUAGUGAAAACAUCACCUUGGGCACUCCAAUCCAACUUUUCUUUCUUGUUUGUUUCUUGUUUGUGUGUCUAUAAUUUCACUUUUUUUUUUUUUAUAGCUGUGCCAUUUUCACCAAAGUUGGUUACCAGUAUUUUAUGUAUUUAUGGUUUGUUUGCUGCUGAGAGCAAAAAACAGGGGUCUGACACACUGGAAGCUGUAAAUUGUCAACCGUCUUGGCGGUCAUGUUGCUGUACCUGUUCAAAUAAAGGAAGCCUUUUUCCACUUUG
Messenger RNA from Acanthopagrus latus (yellowfin seabream), 5111 nucleotides. It is a transcript of the gene podxl, whose product is annotated as podocalyxin-like. Gene Ontology annotation, cellular component: apical plasma membrane; microvillus membrane. The transcript is spliced from 8 exons. NCBI's taxonomy places the organism in Eukaryota, Metazoa, Chordata, Actinopteri, Spariformes, Sparidae. The coding region runs from base 486 to 2003 and encodes 505 amino acids. Gene Ontology annotation, biological process: negative regulation of cell-cell adhesion; regulation of microvillus assembly; positive regulation of cell-cell adhesion mediated by integrin. The record is from RefSeq and is a predicted model, not a curated record.